Magnusiomyces paraingens is the source of this 732-nucleotide messenger RNA. RefSeq lists its product as uncharacterized. The record is from RefSeq and is a predicted model, not a curated record. The transcript is spliced from 2 exons. The coding region runs from base 1 to 732 and encodes 243 amino acids. Lineage: Eukaryota; Fungi; Ascomycota; Dipodascomycetes; Dipodascales; Dipodascaceae.
AUGUCGGCCUAUGCAAAAACUUGUCGAUACUUCAUCAAUAUUCUUUCCAUAAUUCUCGUACUUACAUACCUUAUCUGGACUCCCAUCUACAUCUUCCACCCAACAACAACAAAUGCCAUAGCCGCAGUACACGUCCAUGUUCCUCCCAUGUCUCCUGAAAUCUAUACUCGUUUCCAUAAUGCAACAUACGCCAGUAUAAUCAUCUACAAUAACAAAACUUCACCUCAUCUUAUCCCAGAAUUACACACUUUAAACCUCUCCUCAAACUCAAUCCCAGGGUUUGAUCUUUACUACAACUUUCGGUUUUUUUCUACUUGUCUUAAUACAAACAUAAAACCACAACAACGUCCGGAAUCUGCUUCAAUUAUCCAGCUCAUCCUCACUGCAGGACUUGAUCCACACUCAGCUGAAUCUGUCAUAUCAACUCUCCAACUAUCUUACAAAUCUUAUGACUACUCCCAUGAUAUACUACUCCAAUCACUUCAUACCGCUCCAGCUGAAGCCCUCCUCAUGCCUUUGGUAUUAUACUUAUGUGUUGUCACUGUGUUAGUUGUUCACCAGCUCACGUUCCCAUCAACCAGCCAAUUUCUUGGCACACAAAAUCACAAUCACCAUCACAAUUCAGAUACAUCUGUCAUGGGUUCUCGAGAAAUAGGAGUUGAAUCACGAUCUCAUGCAUUCCGACGUGUUAUACUUGUAGCCCUGCACACGCGAGGUCAUAGCCAUCAAUGA